Messenger RNA from Ilex paraguariensis (yerba mate), 1618 nucleotides. NCBI's taxonomy places the organism in Eukaryota, Viridiplantae, Streptophyta, Magnoliopsida, Aquifoliales, Aquifoliaceae. The record is from the annotation of a GenBank genome assembly.
CCAUGCGUAUCGUAGGUACAGCAGAUCCAGCUCUGUAUGAGCAAAGAAAUGUGCACUCUCAAACCCUAGCCAGCUCUCAAACUCGAAUUCAUCGACCAAUCUCCACAUUUCUGUAACAAAUUCUCCAAUCUUCAAACCGCUUCGAUCGUUAAUUUUGACGCCUCGAAAGAUGCUCUGUUCAAUCUCGACUGGCAAAUGCGGUUCCAAAUGGCUCGAUCGGCUUCGAUCAUCCAAAGGCUUCCCGGCCGACGACGACCUCGAUCUCGGACAAUUUCUAAAUCACCACAACCCUAACGUCUCCAACUCUUCAGAUACAGAAGCGGCGGACUCAAACACAAACAACAUUGGUCCAAAAUUAAACCUCAAUUCAUCUUCUCAGCUCGACAAACUACCUGUUUUGGAUCGCAGUCGAACGCCGGAGACUUCUAACCGAAAUGAGAGCAAAGAGUUGGUUAGUGUAUUAAACAAUGUCCUCGCUGAGCUUUUUGUAAUGGGAGACGUAGAUAAUUUUCCGAGAAUUAACAGGAAAAAGAGUUUUCGGAAACAGCCAAACCCUAGAAUUUGUGUUGCUUCAACGUCUACGAAUACGGACGAGAAUACGUGCCAAGACGAUUUUCGGAGAGAGGAAGAUAAUUCGCCCACGUUACCGUCCAGUGGUGAUAAUAGUCGUGUGGAGAUAAAUGGAGCGACCGAUCACAUGAAGUCAACGGAAGAAGAAGAAGAAGAAGAAGAAGAAUACGGUAAUGUUGGCGAGGAGGAAGAGAAGUGUCAUGCAGAUCUAUCCAAGUUUUCGAAGACUGAGGUUACGGUGAUAGACACUAGCUGCCCGUCGUGGAAAUUUGAGAAGUUGUUGUUCAGAAAUAGGAAUGUGUGGAAAGUUCGUGAUAAGAAGAGUAAAGCGAUUAAUUUGGGGAAGAAGAAGAGGAAGGCGAAUGUAUUGGAUGAUUGUGCUGAAGAGAAGAAAGCAAAGGUUUCUGUUGGGCAGUGUUCUUCUUCCAUGGAAGGAAAUUAUGGAGAGGAGGGUCCAAUGCCGCCAAAUGAAGUCCAUCAUCAGAGUGACGAGGUGGAAGAAGGCUGUAAAGAGACAGUGGCUAUUCUUCCCCAAGUUCCUACAAAGAGGCUUCCCAGCAAGUUGAAAAAGGAAGGCUCAUCUGUUGUACUUGUUAAAAGCAUUCCUACAAGUAAGAAAAAUGGGGCAAGCAUUGGUAAAAGCUGUCUGGAGGCAACUCAAAAACUUCUCAAGGCUUGAUUAAGUAUGCUAUUCUGAAGUGGAAGCAACCAGCAUCUGCAGCAAAACCUACUAUGCAACUAAUGGCAGGCAGAGUCUUCUAUCGGCUUUUGUUAGAUUUUUAUCAUAUUGGCUCCAACUAUACAAUUGCCCUUUCCACAAAUGUAUGACAUCUUGACAGAAACCCAAGAGGCUUGUAACAAGUUGAGCAGUGUUAUUAAUUUUAGAGGAGAAAAACUAAUUUGGAUAAGUAGAUAUAAGAAUAAAACUAUGCGUCCUAAAUUUGUUUACCAAAUGUUAUAUUCUAAAUAAUGUGUCAAAAUCAUGUGCAUUGAAUGUUUGGUAAAAGUUAGUGGAUCCCACUAAUUCAACCAUCUAUAUUGAUUUGAG